CGCCUUCCGACCCGACCACCACGAAGGGUCCUUCCCUCUCUACAAGUAAGCCUCCCACAAGUGAGCAAGUGGUAUCUACCACACCCCAGACCAACGAGACAGUGAUUUGCGGGUACCAAUAAUACACCAUGUUAAAUAUCUGGACUGUGAAGAAGAAACAACAACAGGAGGCGUCAAGUCCAAGAGCAAGUAAAAGAACAGCUGGGCAUAUCCGGGUUCAGAAAGACAUCUCAGAGCUCGAGGAGUAUUCCACGAUGAAGCCGACUUGGGAGGACUACGAGAACGAUCCAUUGAACUUCACUCUGACAAUUAGACCCGAUGAAGGGAUGUAUCAAGGCGGUGUAUACGUAUUCCGGUUUAAAAUCCUCGAAACCUACCCACACGACGUACCAACAGUCAAGUGCACCCAAAAGAUAUACCACCCGAACAUCGAUCUAGACGGAAACAUUUGUCUGAACAUCCUCCGAGAAGACUGGAAACCCGUUCUCAAUCUUAAUUCAAUCUUUGUUGGUUUACAGUACUUAUUCUUAGAACCUAACGCGGAUGAUCCUCUUAACAAAGAUGCUGCCGAAGUGCUCCGUCGCGACCGAGAGCAGUUCGUGCGUAAUGUGAAGUACUCCAUAACCGGUGGGACUAUUGAUGGUGUAACGUAUGAUGACGUACGAGGAGCACCAGUAAGCAAAGAGAAAUCGAUUAGCAGGGAGAAGUCGAAGGAGAAGUCGAGUGAAUACGUUCGAGAGGCUCUGCGAACUCCAAGCUCGGAGUAUCAGUAGUUCAAUGCUAUCGUUUUUUUCUUUCGCGCAUUUUCAUUGUUAUGUAGUGAUGGAUGGCCAAUUGCACUGAUAUUACAGGACCCUGUGGGAACUAAGACAGCUGCAAGAAGAUGUACAUUGAGACAGCCAAACAUUCAGCUUCCUCUGUAUGUUGUAUAUGAGUAGGGGCUCAACAAAAGAGGUAUAUGGUAGUGCUGUGCCGUAUCUUUCACUUCAAAUACGACCUCAACCCAGGGAUAGAAGCAUUCUCUGCCGGUUGCCGCGAAGUACUCUUUUGUCUGGAACACAAUCUUGUAAAGCCCGGCACGAAGGAUUGCAAGUUGUUCAACAGAUUCGCGAGUCGCUAUGAGUAGAUCCAAGCACCGCCCAUCUUCGUUGGUCUCUCCAUGGGCGAUGGGAUCGAAGGCAAAGACUUCUCCUUCCGAUGAAUCGGUUAUCUUUCUGUGUCUUUGCAGCUGGACCUGAACGCCACGAGCAGGCUUGCCCAGCGACGAGUCAAGAACGUGGCAGGUGAUAGGGGAUUUGUCGUUGUUGGACAUGGUAAGUGUUUAACCCAGUGGGGAUGCGCUGAGGCUGAUGAAAUGACGACAGUCAUAUAAAUAUUUAUGCUGGAGAUGCCUUUUAUUGUACGUCGUCCGGAUAAGGCUUCAUCUGAUGCACGUGGGGCUUGUGCACUACGACAAUGAAUUGUUGGUUGGU
Molecule: messenger RNA, 1472 nt
Organism: Fomitiporia mediterranea MF3/22
Lineage: Eukaryota; Fungi; Basidiomycota; Agaricomycetes; Hymenochaetales; Hymenochaetaceae
Exons: 9
Coding region: 129-773 (214 amino acids)
Biological process (GO): protein neddylation
Cellular component (GO): nucleus
Molecular function (GO): NEDD8 transferase activity
Source: RefSeq, a predicted model, not a curated record